AUGAAUAUUAUCUUGGCCGUAGUUUUACUCGGAUCUCUAAUGCUCCUUCCCUGCGGCUUUAGUGAUCCAGAAAACCACGUGUUUGGAACGAUACCAAAAAAUUUGUAUGAACCGUCAAACCGCACAUAUGAAGUUAUUGUCCUUAAUCCAGAGCAUGCCGUUAACUUGAUCGAUCCUGUUUGGGAAGACAUCAUGAAUAAUGUUGAGGGGCUUGGAUCUAAUGCGACCAAUCCAAAUCUGGAGCCUGAUCUUAGGGACCAUUCUUCAUCAGUCUCGUUCUCAUCUGGCCAAUCAAAUUCCCUUUUCCUAUGUAGCUUGCCUCCUCAAUUCUGCUCUUCAACCCCAACACCGAAACUUGGUUACAUCGCUGUUCAACGCAAAUUUACGCUAUCUGUCGCUGCUGGAGCAGUAUGA
Mitosporidium daphniae is the source of this 414-nucleotide messenger RNA. RefSeq lists its product as uncharacterized. The transcript is spliced from 2 exons. The record is from RefSeq and is a predicted model, not a curated record. Bases 1 to 414 code for a protein of 137 amino acids. Lineage: Eukaryota; Fungi; Microsporidia.